This is a messenger RNA of Drosophila hydei, 5048 nucleotides long. Its product is annotated as venom metalloproteinase 3. The record is from RefSeq and is a predicted model, not a curated record. Gene Ontology annotation, biological process: proteolysis. NCBI's taxonomy places the organism in Eukaryota, Metazoa, Arthropoda, Insecta, Diptera, Drosophilidae. The transcript has 14 exons. Bases 1164 to 4703 code for a protein of 1179 amino acids. Gene Ontology annotation, molecular function: metalloendopeptidase activity.
GUUAACUUUAGUGUGCGCCGACCAGUUUCCGUAGACGGCCACAAAACACGGUACGCAGACGCGACUAUCCAAAAUAAAAAAAUAAUUUACACAAAAUUUCAAUACGACAAAGAAAAGCCAACAACAACAAAGAAAAAACCCAAUCGAAGAGCGCUCCGCUUAUGUAAGCCCCAGCCUCAAAGUUCUACCCAGUGCAGUGGCAAAGCGCAGCGCUCAAAGUGUAAACACAACAACAACAGCAACAACAACGACAACAACCCCCCAACACAAGAAAAAAGGCAGCAGCUACAGCUCCAUUUGAAUUAAGCUCGAUUCGCAAUCUCUCAACUCUCCGUUUUCGUAAUCGCAAAACAAAAGCAAAAAGCUAAAUAAAAAGCAAAAGAAAAAGAGAAAAAAGUGAAUCUGCCUUUCAAGUAAUCUCCAUUUUAAUUUCCAUCUCGCUCGCACCCAACAGUCUGACAGUCUGCCAUUUUUUUCCGUUGCUACUGCUGCUGCUGCGCCGCGCGUUUUUUAUUGUUUAUGUUUUUUCGUGUUCUGAGCCCCGAGAGAAGGUUAAGAAGUAAUAAAAGCAAUACAAUCAUCAGAAUCACAAUUGCGAUCACAAUGAAAUGGAAUGAGUGAAAAAUAAAUUUCGUUAACAACAACAAAGUCGUCUGCCAAGCAAAUUUCACGCCGUAUUUAAUCUUGGCGCACUGCCCGCCUGCAGUUUAAUCGCAGUUCGUCUGUCUUUUCGUUCGUGUUGUGUGGGUUCUGUGUUCUUCUGGUUCUGCGUGCGAUUCUUAGUGUAUUCUGCCACUGAUGAUCUGUGCUGUUCAACAGUUAUCAGUUAUCAGUUAGCAGUUAUCGGCGCGCGUUUCGUUAUCGUUAUUGCAAUCGUCGAGUUCGAGCUAGAGCCAGAAGCUAGAGCUAGAAGUCAAGCACAGGGCGCAGGCGCAGUCGUAUACGCGUAACGGUACAAACGUAACGGUAAACUAAACACAUGCACACACACAGUCACAUCAAGUCCAUCGCUAACGAAUAUCGUGCAUGAGAGUGCUGUAGAAAUUUGAAAAUACUUUCCUAAGCAAAGGAUUUUCGCAUUAAAGAACAACGUUCUAGAAAAUAGACAUCAUUUGGACGUAGUCCAAGUUCUUUAAGCCAACCCCUAAGAUACACAGCAUAAAAUGUUCUCAAUACUUGGCUCAAUCAUAGCGCUUGUAUUGGCCAGCACAAUAUGCCAGGCACUGCCAGAUUUGCACAAACAAAUGUCGCCGGAGCAACUGCAUUCGGUUUUCCAUGUGGACACACACGACGCCGUGCCGCACUAUGAGCUCGUGCAGCUUCUGCACCACUCGUCGCACGGCGGACUGCAGCGCAAGCGUCGCAGCAUCGACGAACGCAGCAAUGCGCUUGCCCAGAAGCCGCAUCAUGUGAAAAAGGAUCUGAGCAAGAAUGCCUACUACAGUGAGCUGAAGCAGCAGGCGGCUGCCGCUGGCGCUGGCAGGAGCAAUAAUCAUCUGCUUGGCGACGACAUCAGCUCCAUCAAGGCGCACAAUGUGUCCUUCAGCGCUUUCGGCAAUCACAUGAAUCUCACGCUGCGCGCCACGCAGGGCCUGUUCAAGGGCGCGCCCCAUGAGCUGCGCAUGUGGUCGGUGGGCAGCGAACCAAAUGCCACGCAUGGCUUGGAUCUGCACGAAAUUCUUGAUGAGAAGCAUCACAAGCAUGAAAUUGGUGAAGUAUUCCAAGAUGAGCAAAAUAUGGCAGCGAUCUUAAUGCGUCGCCACAUGGAAACUGGCGAUCUGAUAAUGGAGGGCAGCAUUGGUCACGAUCUGGUCAUUAAACCUUUGCCACACGAGCUGAGCCCCAACAAGGAGCAGGCCCAUCACAUUGUCUACAAGCGUGCGGCCUCAGCCACCAAUGAUCAAUUGAGUGACUUUGCAUUCAUGGAGCCAGACGAUUUACUGGCUAGCGAGAAGCUCGAACGUCUGCAGCGCCGUCAGCAUCGCAGCCGACGCAGCAGCGGCAACAGUCCCGACUUUGAGGACCUCAAUGACGAGGACGAGGGCAAGCUGGACGCCGACGCGGACCCGGCCGAACCCCAAACUUCAGAGUCACGAGUGCGACCCAGACGCCAAGCCCCGUACGUCAUCUAUCCCGAAGUCUUGGUGAUUGUCGACUAUGAUGGAUAUCGACUGCAUGGCGGUGACAACCUGCAGGUUAAAAGAUACUUCAUUUCGUUCUGGAACGGUGUCGAUCUGCGCUAUCGCCUGCUGAAGGGACCCAGAAUACGCAUUAGCAUUGCUGGCAUUAUUAUCUCACGCGGUCGCGAUGCCACGCCCUAUUUGGAACGUAAUCGUGUGGGCCGCGAUGCUAUCGACUCGGCUGCCGCACUGACCGACAUGGGCAAAUAUCUGUUCAGAGAGCGUCGUCUGCCCGUCUACGACAUCGCCGUGGCCAUCACCAAACUUGAUAUGUGCCGUCGCACCUCCGCAUUUGGUGAAUGUAAUCGCGGUACCGCAGGCUUUGCCUAUGUUGGCGGCGCUUGCGUGGUCAACAAGCGGCUGGAGAAGGUGAACAGCGUCGCCAUCAUCGAGGACACCGGCGGCUUCAGCGGCAUCAUUGUGGCCGCCCACGAAGUGGGACAUUUAUUGGGCGCCGUCCAUGAUGGCUCUCCUCCGCCCAGCUACCUGGGUGGACCAGGCGCUCAGCGCUGCCGCUGGGAGGACGGCUACAUAAUGUCCGACCUGCGUCACACAGAGCGCGGCUUCCGUUGGUCCGCCUGCACAGUGCAGAGUUUCCAUCACUUCCUCAAUGGGGACACCGCCACCUGCCUGCACAAUGCACCACACGAGGACAGCGCCUUGGGUAGAUCGCUGCCGGGCACACUGCUCUCACUGGAUGCGCAAUGUCGGCGGGACCGUGGCACCUACGCGUGCUUCAAGGAUGAGCGCGUCUGUGCGCAGCUCUUCUGCUUCGAUGCGCAGACGGGCUACUGCGUUGCCUACAGGCCAGCAGCGGAGGGUUCAGCGUGUGGUAAUGGCUACCACUGCCUGGAUGGUCGCUGCUCUCCACUGCCCUCGAACAUAAUCCCCGACUACGGAAACAAUUACCGUUUAGUAUACAAUAAAAUCAGCCAGACAAACAGCGAUGCAAAGAGCCCAACAGCCGAAGACAUUGAAAAUAGUAGCGAAGAAAUCGAUUCAGAAGAGGCUGAGGCUGAGGCUGAGGAUGAAGCCGAAGAGAAACGUGAGCAGAAGCGGGAGCCAAACGACACUAGUAGUGAGGAGCAGCAGGAUAACAAUAUACAGCAAAGCUCAGCAGCUGCUGUUGCAGCUACGUCUGCUGCUGCUGCCGCUGACACGCCGACAACAACAACAAAAACGACGACAAAGACAACGGCGCGAGCCAAAUCGUUUGAAUAUUUGCGACGACUUUUCAACACUGACCGCACUGAUAAUUUGGCAUUACUCAACACUGAGACGGAAUGGCUGCAAAAUGGUGGCGUUAUGGUUAAAACGCACACCAGCAGCAGCAUCAGCAGCAGCAGCAGCAGCGGCGCACACUACACAACAACAACAACCACACCAAAACCAACAACAACAACAACAACAACAACAACACAAACACCGAAUCUGUUUCAAUUUUAUACACAUGAACUACGAAAACAAAUCGAAUACUAUUUCCACUUGAUACAAACACAACAACAACAACAACAACCACAUCAGAAUACGCCCCAUAAACAACAACCAGAACAAACUGUAGUUACGUCCAAUGAACAUUUCUCAAUACCCUUGGUACAAAAACAAAUUACAAAUUAUAGUGCCACCAUCAACAGCAGCAACAACAGCGGCGACAGCAACAGCAAUGGCGCUAAAGAACAUAAUAGCAACAGCAACAGCAACAGCAGCAACAACAGCGAGGAAGCAAACAAGCGACAGCAACAGCAGCAGCAGCAGCAACAACAUCAAGUUGAUGCAGAGAACGAGGCCAAUGCCGGCAUUGAGAUCAAUGAAGCAAUUGAGCGGCAAAAACGUAAGUUUCACAUACAGCAACCCAGACACUUGACAACACUGCAACAGCAACAAUUGGCAACACCAACAACAACAGCCGCAACCAGAGCAGCCAAGGCGACGCCAACGUCAACAGCAACAACAGCUGCAACAACAACUAAAGCAAAAACAACUUCAUCGAUAUUCGAUGCAUAUUUUAAAAAAUUUCAAGCAUUGCAUUUACCAACACUGGACGGUGCGGUUACAGCCACCACAACAUCGGUGUCCACCUCCGUUAGUUCGACAGCAACAAAAGCCAGCAGCACACAACAACAACAACAAAAACAGCAACAACAAAAACAGCAACAACAACAACAGCAAAACUUUGAUGGCAGUCAAUUCUUGAAACGUACGCUAAAUCGCAGUAGUAAUAUAACAAACAAAAAUAGUAGUAAUAAAGUUAGUAGCAAUAGUCAUAGCUAUAGUCAGCAACAACAUGAACAACAGCAACAACAACAAUUGACAUCGCCCUCAUAUGUGACAAACUACAUUGGCGACAAUACCAACAAUUUGCCAACGGUGUUGGACAAUCAACCAAGCACAACAACAACAACAACAACAGCCAUACAACAACUCGAACAACAGUCAGCAAAUGGCAACACAACAACAACAACAACGCCUAAAAAACCUAAAAUCAAAACACAAAAGCUGAUACGACGCACACGAGUCAUGUGAAAGCAAGCAUAGAAGCAGAAAGGGCGUCGGCAACACUGCUGCUAUUUCUACUACUACUUAAUAUACGUAUACACAACAUUUCAACUCUACCAACAACACUGCCAGCGCUACCAGUCGUAACUGUAACUCUUCGCAUACCUCUUAUACAAAUACACACACACACAGUUACACACACAUACAAAGUUAGAACAGAUUUACAGUUACACGCACACAUGCCUAAAUUGUCCUCUCAACGUUCCGAUUCCGAUUUGUCACUUUGCUACUUCGUGCGGUAAGAACACAAAAGCAACAAAAUACAACAACUUAGUUAAUUCGUAGUCUAAAAGCUUCGCAAACAAAUAAAAA